This is a messenger RNA of Paraglomus brasilianum, 447 nucleotides long. NCBI's taxonomy places the organism in Eukaryota, Fungi, Glomeromycota, Glomeromycetes, Paraglomerales, Paraglomeraceae. The record is from the annotation of a GenBank genome assembly.
AUGUACAAGACGAACGUAGGAAAAUAUUCUACCAGUCCAGCGUCUACCAGUCCAGCGGCUAGUUUGUCGUUUUGUGAAGGGAAAGUAUCAAGUAAAAGGACACUGUGGCUUGCAAAUAUUUGCAGGAAAACGAAAGAAGAUGAUGAGAAAAUUGUUAUCAAAUAUGUUGAAAGGUACUGCGAGGAUGCUCAUAGGCUUUGCGCCAGUGAAAACCUGGCUCCACAGCUGCUCUAUGUAGGUCCAAGGAUGCCUGGAGGAUACCAAAUGAUCACAAUGGAAUACAUUGAGGGUACCAUGCUACACAACUUUUCCAAAUGUGAUCCAGCCAGUAUCUAUGAAGAUUUAGAGAAAGCUAUAACACAGGUGCUUCAUCCUCAGGAACUAGUCUUUGCAGACCUCCGACCACCAAACAUCCUGGUUGUCCCCAGGAUGGCAAGCAUCGAGUAA